Gloeophyllum trabeum ATCC 11539 is the source of this 816-nucleotide messenger RNA. RefSeq lists its product as uncharacterized. Bases 118 to 489 code for a protein of 123 amino acids. Lineage: Eukaryota; Fungi; Basidiomycota; Agaricomycetes; Gloeophyllales; Gloeophyllaceae. The transcript is spliced from 5 exons. The record is from RefSeq and is a predicted model, not a curated record. Gene Ontology annotation, cellular component: vacuolar transporter chaperone complex; fungal-type vacuole membrane.
GGACCCGAUCCCAUUCGUUUCUGGCUUUAUGUCAAGACCAGGUCCCCGCUGCAGCCCGAGGACGGUUGCUCUAGACUGUCUAUUAUCAGCCUCUGCAUAGGUUCUCUAUUGACCGCCAUGUCGACGCAGCCUCUCCUCCAGCGUACUGCGCAGAAGCGCAUAGCCCUCCCUGUCCGGGUCGAACCCAAAGUCUCGUUUGCGAACGAACGUACUUUCUUGUCAUGGCUGCAUUUUACUGUCGUUUUGGGAGGAUUGGCAGUUGGGUUGCUGAAUUUUGGUGACAAGGUUGGAAAGAUCAGUGCCGCUAUGUUCUCCAUCGUAGCAAUGGCCGUCAUGAUCUACGCCCUAUAUACCUACCAUUGGCGCGCUGCCUCUAUCCGCCGGGGAGGUCGUGGACCCUACGACGAUAGGUUGGGACCGACCUUGUUAUGCAUUGCCCUUCUCGUGGCUGUGGUAGUUAAUUUCGUCCUGCGCUUCACGUAUUCAUGAGAGCGCACCGGGUCAGUGCGUCCCUUAUACGCUUGUCCUCGGGAGGUCCGGAUAGACCCAUCCUGACAGCAAGACGCGAUAUCCGGUUCAAAUGAGCAAUGCAGUUCCCGAAAGAUUCAUGUGGCCCGGGUUCCCCUCCAGCAAGGUGUUUCCUAUACAUAUACAUUCCGACACUACUUCCACCGUUGUAGCUAUAGAAUCCGUCUAUAAUUCCAUGUUGUUCUUUCCGAGUGAUUGGUAACAAUCUAUUCUUCAUUCUCUGAUGUGGUUGAAUGAAGCAGUGGCUUUAACAAUACCUUGUGAUAAUUCUGAUGCGCACGCGCAAGG